This is a messenger RNA of Zea mays, 981 nucleotides long. Its product is annotated as SAUR37-auxin-responsive SAUR family member. Lineage: Eukaryota; Viridiplantae; Streptophyta; Magnoliopsida; Poales; Poaceae. Bases 95 to 565 code for a protein of 156 amino acids. Gene Ontology annotation, biological process: response to auxin. The record is from RefSeq and is marked provisional. The transcript has a single exon.
CGAGCAGACGACCUUCCUCGCCUCCUCUGCUCUGUCAAGCUUCUCGCGCGCGCGUUCUCUCUCUCUCCAUCCACUUCUUGAUCGAGAGACGGCAAUGGCGAAGGGCGGGCUGAGCAAGCUCAAGUGCAUGCUCAAGAGGUGGCACUCCUCGAGCCGGAUCUCGCGCACGCCGUCAGGGUGCUCGGCGCGCUCCUCGCACGACGUCGGCGACGCUGGCGCCGGCUUCGCUCUGGAGAACUCGUGGAGGAAGGGCGUGGCUGCCUCGUCCGUCUUCGCCUUCGGCGGCGGAGGCACGGGGUCGGCGUCGUUCCACGGCGCCGACGGCGUGCCCCCGGGCCUCCACCCGGUGUACGUCGGCAAGUCGCGCCGCCGCUACCUCAUCGCCGCGGACCUCGUCGGCCACCCCCUGUUCCAGAACCUCCUCGACCGCUCUGGCGGCACCGGCGCCGGCGGGACCGUCGUCGGCUGCGAGGUCGUGCUGUUCGAGCACCUCCUCUGGAUGCUCGAGAACGCCGACCCGCAGCCGGAGUCGCUCGACGAGCUCGUCGAGUAUUAUGCGUGCUGAUCGCCUGCUCACGGUCACGUACGGCCAUGUCGGUCCGAUCCACGAUGCCGGCAGCGGCACCGAGCCGAGCUCGACGGCCGGAGUCAAGGGGUAAUUAAUUAAUCUGGUUCUUUUGUUUAAGGUUAGGGGGUAGAGUUGUAAUAGACUCAGGAUUGCGAGGGCAGGGAGUAAGACGUGUGGAGAUAGUUAACCUUGGGGUGUUUGUGGUAAUUAUCUCGAGAUAGCCCGUGUAAUUACCGUGCACCCAAGAGAAUGCUCUCCCGGGGCAGUUAAUUAGUCCUUGAUGUAAUGUAAUGGCUUGCAUGUUAAUUUCUUCUUCUGUUUCUUUGAAGCGUAAUUGAAUAAGAUUAGGAAUGGGUGUAUCCAUGUACAUUAUAUUUCACCAUUGUAUAUGAAGUCCGUCCUCAUUUCUUUGU